Molecule: messenger RNA, 1493 nt
Organism: Glossina fuscipes
Lineage: Eukaryota; Metazoa; Arthropoda; Insecta; Diptera; Glossinidae
Gene: rnh1
Product: ribonuclease H1
Exons: 7
Coding region: 411-1406 (331 amino acids)
Biological process (GO): DNA replication, removal of RNA primer
Molecular function (GO): nucleic acid binding; RNA-DNA hybrid ribonuclease activity; magnesium ion binding
Source: RefSeq, a predicted model, not a curated record
AAAGAUGAUAAUAGUGAAUUUUCUUCAGCGCAUGUGUAAUAAAUAAAGCAGUAGAAGUAGUAGCAAAUUGAAUAUACCCAUAAUAAUCGUAAUACUAAACCUUAAUUUUAGUACACUUUAUGCGAACCUGGGAACGAGUUUACUCAUUUAAUAUCGAGCAUCAUCGACCGUGAUUUUCAAUGUUAAUGGUUUUUGAUAUCGAACAACAUGCAGCGAGCAGUUGAAUGACCGCAUUCGUUAACACAUACUUAUUUUUUUUCGAUAACGAUUCUCGUAGAUUGUUUCAAGAGCAAAAACUUGCAAUCUAGAAAUAUAUUUAAAGGAAAAAGAAAGUAAACCAUUGUUACGAAAAGCAAAUAUGUGAAAAAAAAAAAAAUAGAUCCUACCUCAUUAAUAAUGGAAAAUCAAAGAUGUUAUGGAAAUUAAUAAAGAGAACCGUUUUCAGUAAUGCACGCAUUACGCGUAUGAUGUCUUUCUAUGCCGUAGCCUGUGGACGCGCAAUAGGUGUUUAUAAUUCUUGGAAAGAAUGCGAGGAACAAGUGAAAGGAUUUAAAGGAGCAAAAUAUAAGAAGUUCCCUACCCGUUCAGCUGCUGAAGACUUCAUUCGCGGCGGUGAAGCUAUUGAAAAUGAAAUUUGCAACUUUCAAAGUUCAAAAAAAAAAUUUUUGAAAGGUUGUAUAGGAGAUGUCACGACAUCGGCAGCAAAAACGGACAAAGAAUUUUGGCCAAUUAACCAUGACGAUGAAGGAGAUAUAACUGAGAACGAUCUGUUAUAUGCUUUAGCCGAAGUGGAAGGGACUUCAAAGUCUCCAAAUCGACUAAAGCGAAAAUCGGGUAAUGAGUCCGGCUCUGCGAAAAUUCGAAAAAUUGAACCAAUCGGCAUCAAACAAGUAGGACCCUAUGAAUUUCAAAUUAAUGAGGAAGGCUAUAUUUUGGCUUACACCGACGGGUCUUGCUUUAACAAUGGAGGCAAAAAUGCUUCUGCGGGUUUUGGCGUUUAUUUUGGUGAUAAUCACCCGUUGAAUGUUGCUGAACCUGUAACAGGUAGAGUAACUAAUAAUGUAGGAGAAAUACAAGCAGCAAUAUAUGCUGUGAAAACGGCGCAGAAACUGGGGAUAAAUAAACUAUGCAUUAGCACAGACUCUCAAUUUCUUAUUAAUGCAGUAACACUUUGGAUAAAAGGGUGGAAAGCGAAAAAUUGGCAUUUAAAGAGUGGAGACCGUGUUAAAAACGAAGUCGACUUUAAAGAGUUAGACAACUUAUUGCAGGAUCAGAGUUUAGAUGUUAAGUGGAACUACGUUAAGGCGCAUAAAGGCAUUAAAGGUAACGAGAUGGCGGACAAGCUGGCCAAAACUGGUGCAGAAAUUUAUAAGCGUGUAUUUCUUGGCAAAAUGCUAAAUUAUUAAGAAAGUUAUGCGCAUUUUCGUAAUUAUAAUGUAUAUUUUGCUGGAUUCCUCGCAAAGUAGCGAUUUAAAAAUGCCAAUAGUGGAGAU